AUGAGACCUCUCAGGGUGGAGCUUCUCCUCUUGUGGGCAUCUUCAGCCUUGGCAGGAAUACCAGCUGUGCCCUGGAAAGUGCAUUGUCCAGAACAGUGUGUUUGCCAGAUCCGCCCCUGGUACACACCUAGGUCUGCUUAUAGAGAGGCCAACACUGUAGACUGCAAUGAUCUAUUUGCCACUUCUGUUCCAAGUUCUUUGCCAGCAGGGACCCACACUUUGCUCCUGCAAAGCAACAAUAUAGCUCACCUGGAACAGCAGGAGCUUGGCUACUUGGAGAACCUGACAGAGCUUGACCUAUCUCAGAACAGCUUCACUAACAUACAAGAUUUCAAUGCUAGACAGCUUCCACAUCUAGUCAGCCUUCACCUUGAAGAGAACCAGUUGGAAUACCUCCCUGAUCACAGUUUCUCUGGAUUGGAGAGCUUAGAGGAGUUAUACUUAAAUCACAACCAACUGUCUAAUCUCUCACCCCAAGCAUUCUCAGGUUUGAAACGUCUCCUCCGGUUGCAUCUCAACUCCAACUUAUUGACAACUCUAGAUAACCGCUGGUUUAAAGAAUUGUCAGGACUGGAGGUAUUAAUGGUGGGGGGAAACAAGGUGAGUUCAAUUCUGGAUAUGAAUUUCCAUCCACUGUCAAACCUCAGAAGCUUGGUGCUGGCUGGCAUGGGACUACGGGAUAUAUCUGAUUUUGCCCUUGAAGGACUAAUAAACUUAGAAAGUCUCUCAUUCUAUGACAACAAGUUGGUCAAGGUGCCCAAGAGAGCUCUCCAGAGGGUACCGGGCCUGAAGUUCUUGGAUCUUAACAAGAAUCCCUUAAGUAGAAUACAACAAAAGGACUUUGCUGAUAUGGCUCAACUAAAAGAACUUGGGUUAAAUAGCAUGGACGAACUUGUAUCUAUAGAUGAACUUGCACUUAUGAAUCUACCUGAGCUCACCAAGUUAGAGGUCACGAACAACCCAAAAUUAUCAUUUAUUCAUCCCAAAGCUUUCCAGAAGCUGCCUCGUAUGGAAACUCUAAUGCUAAACAAUAAUGCCCUGAGUUCUCUUCACCGUGAAACUGUGGAGUCACUUCCCAAUCUACAAGAAAUUGCUAUGCAUGGUAAUCCAUUACGAUGUGACUGUGUUAUCCGCUGGGUCAAUGCCACUGCCCCACAUGUCCGUUUUAUGGAGCCACAAUCAACAUUAUGUGCUGAGCCUCCUGAGUUGAGACGUACACCUCUGAGAAUGGUUCCCUUCAGAGAGAUGAGUGAUCGCUGUCUGCCACUUAUCCCGGUACCAAGUUUUUCACCCCGUGUGAGAGCAUCUGCUGGUCAAAGCAUUGCGUUACACUGCCGGGCAUUGGCAGAGCCUGAACCACAGAUUUAUUGGGUUACACCUUCUGGCGAACGUCUUAGAUUAUCUGCAGAAUGGGGAGGCUACAAGGUACAAGAAGAGGGAACACUAGAGAUUCAAGUAGUGUCUUCAGCACAUGCAGGACUGUAUACAUGUGUUGCACAGAAUCUAGUGGGAGCUGAUUACAAAAGCGUCCAUUUGAUGGUAAACCAGCUUUAUCCAGCAAGAGAUGACCCUGUCCAGCUGAGAGUAGGUGAGAUUGGGGAGCGUCAUAUGUUGCUAUCCUGGACUCCACCACUGAAUGCCCUUGGAUGCAGCCUCCGCUGGAGUUGCCUGACACCAGGUGCAAGUGUGGAGAGGGCCAGGCUGCCAGUAGGACUGCACUCUUAUAAUGUCACACGUCUGCUUCCAGGAGAGGAGUGCAGGGUAUGCUUGAGAGUAUCCAUCUUAGGGGGCAGGGCAAGAACGGCUUGUGCAAGUGCCCAGACUAGGGAGACUGGAACAGGGUACAGGAACAGGGGUCAAAAGGCUCUUUCAGCACUGGCUUUCUGCUUGCUGUUUGUAAUUGUUGGGUUGCUUGCACACUAUCGUAUAAGGGGCAGAUCUGAUGCACUAUCCCCAUGGCCUCUCUCUGGAAGAGUUAUUUAUGCACCAGUUAUUCACCAGUGGGACAAAAGCAAAAAAGAUCCAAAUGAAACAGGCAUCAACCUGCCAACCACCCCUAUUUGUUCAUGAACUCUGGACCAAUGUAUCUCAUGGACUCUCCCAAAUAUGAGACAUGAAUAAAGAAGUAUGGAUAGUAGUGCCUUGGAAGUUAACGUAGAGGAACAGAAAGCCUUAAAAUCAACUGGCAGACAAUAGGUUACAGCAUCCAUGUGAGCACACAGACUUGUACAGAUACAAGGGCAAAUAGAUACAUGUGACCAUAUACAGACCAGCAAUGUGGAGAUGUGUAAAUAGAUUGUAUUCAAGUUGCAGCUACAUAUACAGGGAUUGCCAAUUCUUUACAUUUUCAGUGAUGUACAGAUAUUCUAGAAACAUGUAAAGAAUACAUGCUGAUGUAUAUAGUUACAAUUCGAUAUGUACAUAAUUACAAACAGACCUAAAUACUAACAUGUUUUAUAACAAUACACAAUGCUAGAGACAGCUAAACAAAAUGGAGGUAAAUAGACACACAAUACAUGUACAAAUAUAUUUGUGCUACAUAGACAUGCUAUGGUCUGGUACUAUGUGGUUUCCUCGCUUUAAGCUUCUAGCACUCUAGAUUGAUUAACCAACCAGGGAUAAGAUUUGAGGGAAUGAUGUUUUGCUAACCGUCUGUUGGGCAGUAUCCCAAAUUCUUCUCAUGCAAGAUCUGCAAAAUGGAAGAAAAUGUUAUCCUUCAAUUAUCUAUAGUGAGGAAACAGUUCUGAAUGCCCUACCUGAUACAGAGAGAUUUAGGGUUAAGGUUCUCUUUUUUAAGUUUUACAAUUGGAACAGAAAAAAACUGCAUUGAGACUUGACAGAGCCAAGCAGAAAAUCUCCUCUGUAUAUCUUUCCCAACAUGAAUUGUACAAUUGUGAUUAUUGUUAUAAUAAAGCUCUGAACGGCAACAAAGA
Molecule: messenger RNA, 2933 nt
Organism: Bombina bombina (fire-bellied toad)
Lineage: Eukaryota; Metazoa; Chordata; Amphibia; Anura; Bombinatoridae
Gene: LRRN2
Product: leucine rich repeat neuronal 2
Exons: 1
Coding region: 1-2070 (689 amino acids)
Molecular function (GO): protein binding
Source: RefSeq, a predicted model, not a curated record